This is a messenger RNA of Botrytis fragariae, 1290 nucleotides long. Its product is annotated as putative monocarboxylate permease-like protein. Gene Ontology annotation, biological process: transmembrane transport. Lineage: Eukaryota; Fungi; Ascomycota; Leotiomycetes; Helotiales; Sclerotiniaceae. The coding region runs from base 1 to 1290 and encodes 429 amino acids. The record is from RefSeq and is a predicted model, not a curated record. The transcript has 3 exons. Gene Ontology annotation, molecular function: transmembrane transporter activity. Gene Ontology annotation, cellular component: fungal-type vacuole membrane.
AUGGAAUCCGCCAAAACCCAUAAGGCUAAGGGUGACCCCACAAGCACUGGCAGACCCGUAGAUUCCGACGUCGACAUCGAGAGAUCGGUGGAGAAGGCGGAAAUCAAGAACGAAAGAUCGGAAGGGGUUCAAAGCGAAGCCGAAAAGCAAAAUGCGUUUAUUAUGGAUUUUCCUGAUGGGGGAGCAAGGGCUUGGUCUGUAGCAGCUGGAGCAGCUGGAGUUUUAUUCUGUACAUUUGGAUAUAUAAAUGCUUUCGGUGUUUACCAAGAAUACUACCAAACUCAUCAACUCUCUCAUCGAUCCCCUUCCGAUAUAUCGUGGAUUGGAUCUCUCCAGGUAUUCUUUCUCUUUAGUGGAAGUGCCGUUGGCGGCCCACUUUUCGAUCGUUAUGGAGGAGGUACAAUAUGGCCUGCCGCACUCCUAUACGUUUUUAGCGUCAUGAUGACUAGUCUCUGCAAGGAGUACUAUCAAUUCAUGCUUGCACAAGGAAUUCUCGGCGGAGUAGCUACUGGCAUGACAAUGGCACCUGGAAUGACAGCUGUUGGUCAAUACUUUAAUAAAAAGAGAGGGGCGGCAAUGGGCAUUACAGUCGCUGGGUCUUCAGUGGGAGGUGUAAUUUUUCCAAUUGCCCUAGCAAAAAUUCCUUGGAAUCUCUUGCACAACUAUCCGAGCGCGAUUACCCCUCGAAAAAAAUCGUUUUUUCUUCCAGCGGCAUUCAAGGAGCUUCCUUAUAUCACUUUAUUGGUCUCGGCUUUCUUGAUGAUGCUCGGCGUGUUUAUUCCUAUCUUUUAUCUCCCAUCUUAUGCCGUUCAGUAUGGGAUGAGCACGGAGUUGGCUUCAUACCUUAUUUCGAUACUGAAUGGCGCUUCAUUCUUUGGUCGUGUUAUUCCUGGUAUUUUGGCAGAUAAAAUUGGUCGAUUGAAUAUGUUGUGCGCGGUCGGCGUUUCCACUGGAAUACUAGUAUUUUGCUGGCAAAGUAUUACGUCUAGUGCCGGUAUCAUCGUUUUUGCGGCCAUCUAUGGAUUUUGCUCGGGGGCAAUCGUGUCACUAGUGACUUUAUGUCUUGCAAUGGUCCCUGAGAACCCUCAAAACAUCGGAACCUAUAUGGGAAUGGGUAUGUUCGUUACAGCAUUUGCAGCUUUAAUUGGCCCACCUAUCAAUGGUGCACUUGUCGAACAUUACCAUUCUUUUGAUCAAGUUGCGGACUUUAGUGGUGUUGUGGUGUUGGUUGGUGGAUUAUUUGUUCUUGUGAUCAAAGUUGUGGAAGGUGGAAUAUUGAAGAGGGUGUAA